Schistocerca gregaria is the source of this 1008-nucleotide messenger RNA. RefSeq lists its product as uncharacterized. NCBI's taxonomy places the organism in Eukaryota, Metazoa, Arthropoda, Insecta, Orthoptera, Acrididae. The record is from RefSeq and is a predicted model, not a curated record. The coding region runs from base 1 to 1008 and encodes 335 amino acids. The transcript is spliced from 3 exons.
AUGUCCGGCGUGGCAAAUGUCCGCACACCGUUGCUAGAUUGUCUCUCCGGGUCGGCUGCACGGCGGCGGCCGGCUUCUGGUCAGGGAGGCGGCGGGACUGCCCCUCCCGGAGGCGUUCCACCUGCGCGAUCGCCGCCGGCUGGUGAGGGGCAGGGCAGGGCUCUCCGGCUGGUCCACUCUACCUGCUUUACGACGGACCGCACUGCCGCCCCCGGCGGCGGAGAACACAGGGGACAGGGAGAGGGCGCGGGGCAAAUUAAUUACGCGGGGUGGUUAUUAGACACCGUGUCGCGUACCAAAGCGCCUGGCUGGUUGACGUCAGAGAAGCCGCCGCCCACGCCCUGCAGGUGUCUGAGGAGGCCCGCAGAAUCGGAAGAGCGCUUCCCUGCUCGAGGCUCCCCGUCCCCUGGAGGCGCCGUCUCCGCCCCCGCGGUGAGCGACACGAGGGCGGAAUGUAAAACGACGCUACGCUCGCGGCCGCCGCCUCCUCCUCCCGGAAUCAUUUUGGGGCAGAUUACACGCGAUAUUUCCCGGCAGGCGGACCCUCCCCUGCGGCUGAGGCAGGCCGCAGUAAAAAUUGGCUUCGCCGAGGUCGCGCAGCCGCCAGGGGAGCGAAGCGGCGGCGCCGGCGGCGGAGUUAAAAGGGGGGCGGGUCCACGUCGCUCCGGAAUGGCACGGGGGGUGCGAGAGGCCGCAAAAAAAGAAAAGGAAAGAGCAGGGAAAGCGGCCAGCCUUGAGGGCGAGAGGCGCUGGUCACGGCCAGCUCCAACCGUCCACACUUGCACCACGGCGGGGGUGCUGUGUCACCGCGUUGUUCUCCCUCUCACCGGCUGCUGGACACGCAUCCCACUCAGGGGGCCAGCGCAGAUCAGGCCAAAACUUCCAUUGCAAGUCGCCACCUCCCCGAGUUACUCAAAACCAGAAGAUGUAGCGAGGGCGGCGCUUGCACAGACUCCGAACUACAGAGACCCGCCGACACCGACCCUAAAUCACCCAAUUGAAGAGUGA